AUGGAUUUACAUGAGCGGCAGGAGAGAGGAGCUGAAAGACUAACACUCGGAGUGGAGAUGACGUCAGACGCCGAGCUCGGUUCACACGCUGAAUCUUUGCUUGGCUCCGAUGCUGAAUAUGCACAAUCUGUGGAUUUAGAAAUAAAGGCAGAUGCCGAUUUAACCCCACAUUCUAGUUGCAGUAAAAUAUGUUUACCUGGGUACAGAAAGUCACCAAGAAAAGGUGCAAAAUCCUGCUGCUAUGAUUGUAUUGCAUGCCCGGAGGGUGAGAUAUCAAACCAAACAGAUAUGGAAUCAUGUACCAAAUGUCCAGAAAGUCAGUGGCCUAACACAAACAGAGACAAGUGCAUUUAUAAAGUCAUAAAUUAUCUGUCUUAUGAAGAACCACUGGGAAUGCUCCUAGCAUCAAUAUCUGUUCUGUUUGCUCUUUUUACUUCUUGGAUAACUAUAAUUUUUACUAAAUACAGAACCACACCAAUUGUGAAAGCCAAUAACCGAGAUCUUACUUACAUACUGCUCUUCUCUCUGAAGAUGUGCUUCCUCUGUAAUUUAAUAUUUAUUGGUCAUCCACUUCAUAUUACCUGUAUUCUAAGACAAACAGUUUUUGGAGUUACCUUUUCUAUCUCUGUCUCUGCCAUCCUAGCUAAAACUUUGACUGUCGUCAUUGCAUUUAAUGCCACCAAACCUGGGAGCAAAUUAAAGAACUGGAUGGGAGCCACUGUAUCUAACUCAGUAGUGAUUGUCAGCUCUAUGAUUCAAGUUAUAAUUUGUGCAUGUUGGUUGGCAAUUAAGCCUCCAUUUCCAUACUAUAACAUGAAAGAUGAGAUAGGAAAGAUAGUAGCUCAAUGUGAUGAAGGUUCUAUCAUUGGAUUUUACUGCAUUCUGGGAUAUAUGGGAUUUUUGGCACUUGCAAGUUUCACAAUUGCUUUCUUUGCUAGGGAGCUGCCUGACAUUUUCAAUGAAGCUAAAUUUAUCUCAUUCAGCAUGUUGGUGUUUUGUAGUGUCUGGAUAUCAUUUAUUCCAGCAUACCUGAGCACCAAAGGGAAAUAUGUUGUAGCAGUAGAAAUAUUUUCUAUACUGGCUUCUAGUACUGGAAUUCUGGGUUGCAUAUUUGUGCCCAAGUUAUAUAUAAUUCUUAUCAGACCUGAAAGAAACACUAAAUUGUUUAUAACAAGAAAGGAUGCCAUUGAUGAGGUCAUAGGUGACGUCACUAGUUAUGUUGAUGAUGUCAUCAACAAUGUCAUGUGUGAUGUAAUCAGUCAUGUAAUUGAUGAUAUCAUGUAA
Messenger RNA from Bombina bombina (fire-bellied toad), 1284 nucleotides. RefSeq names its product vomeronasal type-2 receptor 26-like. Lineage: Eukaryota; Metazoa; Chordata; Amphibia; Anura; Bombinatoridae. The transcript has 4 exons. Gene Ontology annotation, cellular component: membrane. The coding region runs from base 1 to 1284 and encodes 427 amino acids. Gene Ontology annotation, molecular function: G protein-coupled receptor activity. Gene Ontology annotation, biological process: G protein-coupled receptor signaling pathway. The record is from RefSeq and is a predicted model, not a curated record.